AUGGCGCAUUUGCAUUCAUUUUGCCCAGAAGAGCCUGCUAAUUACGUGGAUGGGAAGAAAUCGAGCUCCCAAAUCAAAUACCCCGAAACAGGGUUUUUCAAGGGGUUCAACAAGCCAACAAGAUUCGAAGGCGACAUUUUCGAUCUUGAAGUAUCAGGAACUAUUCCAGAUGACAUAAAUGGUACAUUCUAUCGAAUCCAACCAGAUCAUCGGUUUCCACCCCUGUUCGAAGAGGACAUACAUUUCAAUGGUGAUGGAGCGAUAUCCGCGUUUCGGUUCGAGAACGGCCAUGUUGACUUCCGUCAAAGAUACGUACAAACGGAAAGAUUUAAGCAUGAAACAGCAGCCAGGAAAAGUUUAUUCGGGAAGUACAGAAACCUUUACACGGACAAUGAAGCGGUAAAGGGCAUUAUCAGGACUGCGUCAAAUACAAACGUGGUAUUCUGGCGGGGCAUGCUUCUUGCCAUGAAAGAAGAUGGGCCACCGUUCGCCAUGGACCCGACGACACUCGAGACACUGGGUCGGUAUGACUUCGAUGGACAAGUACUCUCGCCCACGUUCACUGCACAUCCGAAAUUUGACCCUAUAACCGGAGAGAUGGUUUGUUUUGGGUAUGAAGCUGGUGGCAAUGGAAAUGAUGGCUCGUGUGAUAUCGUGGUAUAUACGAUAGACAAAAACGGUAAGAAAACAGAAGAGACAUGGUACAAAGCGCCAUUUUGCGGGAUUAUUCAUGACUGUGGAAUCAGCGAGAACUAUCUCGUCCUUCCUAUGACGCCUCUCAAGUGUUCUCAUGAUCGUCUGAAGAAAGGUGGUAACCACUGGGCUUGGGAUCCGGACGAAGACCAAAUGUACGGCAUUGUCCCUCGACGCGGUGGAAAGCCUGAUGACAUCGUUUGGCUAAGAGCUGACAAUGCCUUCCAUGGACAUGUCGCCGGUUGCUACGAGAAUUCGGAUCGCCAUAUUGUCUUCGACUUGACCAUUGCUAACGAUAAUGUGUUUUUCUUCUUCCCACCAGAGAACACACCAGCUGAGACACUCAACCAAAGGAAUAAGCUGACUUCGGAUACAUUUCGUUGGAUAUUUGACCCGAAAGCCAAAUCAAACACGCGCGUCGAACCGGCAGAGGUGUUUGGUAUCAACGGGGAAUUCUCUCGAAUCGAUGACCGGCUUGUUACAAAGCCAUACAACCAUUUCUGGCAAGUACAAAUCGAGCCCACCCGGCCCUAUGACUUCGCGAAAUGCGGCUCACCCGCUGGUGGUUUCUUCAACGCCAUCGGACAUUUCCAGUGGGACAGCAGGGCGAAGGAUGUUUACUGGGCUGGACCCACAACCACCUUCCAAGAGCCGGUCUUUGUUCCACGCAAUUCAGAUACAGAAGGAGAUGGAUAUCUUAUCGUGCUCCUGAAUCAUCUCGACGAGCUACGAAACGAUAUCCUGAUACUUGACGCGUUACAUGUCGCUAAAGGGCCACUAGCGGUCAUCCAUCUGCCCUUCAAGCUACGGUUAGGGCUUCAUGGUAACUUUGUCGACCAGCGAGAGAUUGAUAAUUGGCGAGACUUGAGAAAGGAGGACGGAGAACUGGGGCCGGUCAAGCCUGCAGAGAAGCCUCUUCCGUGGCAACAAGCUCUGGAAAAGGUAAAUGGCGCUCCAUAG
Molecule: messenger RNA, 1653 nt
Organism: Glarea lozoyensis ATCC 20868
Lineage: Eukaryota; Fungi; Ascomycota; Leotiomycetes; Helotiales; Helotiaceae
Exons: 2
Coding region: 1-1653 (550 amino acids)
Biological process (GO): carotene catabolic process
Molecular function (GO): carotenoid dioxygenase activity
Source: RefSeq, a predicted model, not a curated record